Messenger RNA from Ceratosolen solmsi marchali, 1341 nucleotides. Its product is annotated as leucine carboxyl methyltransferase 1. Gene Ontology annotation, cellular component: cytosol. The record is from RefSeq and is a predicted model, not a curated record. Gene Ontology annotation, molecular function: protein C-terminal leucine carboxyl O-methyltransferase activity. Gene Ontology annotation, biological process: C-terminal protein methylation. The transcript is spliced from 4 exons. Bases 114 to 1058 code for a protein of 314 amino acids. Lineage: Eukaryota; Metazoa; Arthropoda; Insecta; Hymenoptera; Agaonidae.
AAAACAUAUCGUCAACACUAUCGAUUUCACAUUCAAGGUUGGAAAUUCGUAGGUGAAGUGCAGGUUUAUUUACCAAGGCACCUGCAGGAGUCGUAUUAUUGCACCUUGCCUCGAUGAUACGAGACAUGGCGGAUGACGAGGCCACUCAAGCAACGAAUAACGACGCUAGCGAAUGUAAAAGAAGUGCAGUACAACUUGGCUAUUGGACUGACAACUUCAUCAAUUUCUUUGUCAAACAACCCAGUCGCAAGGCACCCGAAAUCAAUCGCGGAUAUUACGCUCGUGUCAAAGGCAUUGAAGUGUUCAUAGACAAGUUUAUCAAGAUUACUGGAGGUAAUGGACAAAUUAUCAAUUUAGGUGCUGGUUUCGAUACUCUAUAUUGGAAACUAAAAGAUGCUGGAAAUAUACCGAUUAAUUUUGUUGAGCUAGAUUUUCCAAAUAUCACUGCAAAGAAAUGCUAUCACAUAAAGAAGCAUAAGCAACUUAUUGAUAGAUUAAAUACAGAAGACGGAGAAAUUAGAUUUUCUACGACAGAUCUUCAUGCUGCAAAUUAUCACUUGGUUGGUGCGGAUUUAAGACACCUAUCAGACCUUGCAAAUAAAUUGAAGCAGGCUGAAGUUAAUUUCAGUCUUCCUACCUUGUUCCUGGCAGAAUGUGUAUUAGUUUAUAUAGAUUCUAGUGCCACCUCCCUUUUACUUAAAUAUCUUGCUGAAAUAUUUUCCAAUUCUGUUUUUAUUAAUUAUGAGCAAGUUAAUAUGAAAGAUAAAUUUGGACAAGUAAUGCUUUCUAAUUUGCGAAGUCGAGGCUGUAUGUUAGCAGGAGUGCAAGACUGCGAAUCUUUAGAAUCCCAACAGAGGCGUUUUACAAUAAACGGUUGGAAAAGUUCCUGUGCCUGGACUAUGGUUGAUAUAUAUGAUUCAUUACCUGCUACCGAUAAAUUACGUAUUGAGCAUAUUGAAAUGCUUGACGAACGAGAACUUCUUAUUCAGCUAUUGCAGCAUUAUUGUAUUUCAAUCGCAUGGAAUGGAAAUACGUUUAAAAAUUUUUCUACUAUAUAGGACUAUGCUUACCUAUAUUAAUCGAUUAGUUCGGAUGGUACUGCAGAAAAUAGUCAUGAGCUUAUUGAAUGCUGCUUGAAUUUAAAGAAUUGGAUGGUGGCAUCGUGUAAUUAACGAAGCAAGUCAGUUAUUUACUAAUAAGUUAUGUAACAUUUCUAAGUUCUACACAGAGUUAAUGAUUCAGUAGAGACUGAUCAUAUUUAAAGAUUAGAUAUUACAAUUUGAGAUGAACAGAGCGAGCAUUUAGUUUUUUAUUUAGUAAAGUACAAGAAAAUAAAUAAUA